Messenger RNA from Oryza sativa Japonica Group (Japanese rice), 1927 nucleotides. RefSeq names its product F-box protein SKIP23. Lineage: Eukaryota; Viridiplantae; Streptophyta; Magnoliopsida; Poales; Poaceae. Gene Ontology annotation, molecular function: protein binding. The record is from RefSeq and is a predicted model, not a curated record.
UCUUACUUGUGGAACCGUAGGAUAUCAAUGGACGGUAGAAACGGAAAGACCUUGUUCGUCUUCUUGGAGAGUUGGUGUAGCUCGAGGGAAUCGGACGCCGCCGCAACCGCGCCGCCUAUUCUCCUCCUCCUCCCAGGCGCAGCAGCAGCAACGGCGACGAAUGCGGCCGCCGGCGGUCGGGGUAUCGGCCGAGACUGAGUAACAGAGGCCGCCGGGGGCUGGCCGGCGCGGUUGCAGGGACCGGCGGCUCAUCACCGACGGGCGCACGGCGGCAGCCUCGGGGUGUGUAUAGGCCUAGGACUCCAUCCCGUUUUUCUGAAUCAGGACAACAAGGAAUCUGGGGAAUUCGGAAUUUCUCUGCGGGAUAUCAGUACGGGAGGGGAUUCAUUGAUCGAUGGAGCAGGCUUCUUCUUCUGUUACCGCAGAAUUGUUGCAGCAAGAAGCUCCGUAUCCGUCAACCUCCGAUGUCGAUUGGUCCCAGCUUCCGGCCGACCUGCUCGUCCACAUCUUUGGUAUGCUUGACAUCCCAGAUAUCUUCAGCUCCGGUGUGGUUUGCCGCGCAUGGUGUGCCAGCUUUCUGGAGGCCCGCCGCCUAGGCAUUUGCUCCGGUAACCCGGGGCCAUGCCUCGUGUUCUCGUCCGGCGACCGUGACCCAACCGUUGCCACCCUGUACAGCCUCACCACAGGGAAGGAGUACUAUGUAACCAUGCCGGAUCCUCCUUUCCGUAGCCGCUACAUUGUCGGGUCCUCCCAUGGCUGGCUUAUUACCGCCGACGAGCGGUCCAAUCUGCUCCUUGUCAAUCCGGCGACUCAGGCUCAGAUCGCGAUGCCGCCACCGGAGACAAUAGCGAAUGUCAAGAUACAUUGCAAUGCUGACGGGGUGCCAGAUGGCUAUGAUCUUCUUACAAUGGAUAUGUCAUCACGAGAUGUUGAUACUGAAGCAGAGACAGAAUUUCAUUCCUGGGAAGAAGGCCGGUUUUACUUCUAUGGGAGGGUUGUCCUGUCAGCAGAUCCAUCCAGUGGAAACUGCACAGUAAUGAUUCUGCACCUGCUCGAUAAUCACCUCUCGUUUGCAAGGGUGGGUGGCACUCAUUGGACCUGGAUCGAUGUUGAUGAGCAAUGCUGGGAUUAUCAUGAUGUUUUGUACAACGACGAUGACAGAUUGUUUUAUGCAGUCCGAGGCAAUGGUGAUGUUCAUGCUAUCGAUACCAAUGGACCCUCUCCGAUGUUAAGGGUUCUCCUGGACACCAAGAAUACAGUCGUCGAUUGUACCAGGUAUAUUGUUCGGUUGGAAUAUGGUGAUCUUCUUGAAGUAUGUAGGGAUUGCAAAUAUGUUAAUGAUGACCGGAGGACUGAGGAACUGAUCGUAUAUAAGGUUGAUCUUGUUGAGAAAGAACUUGUUAAGCAGAAGGAUUUUGAAGGCCGUGUGCUGUUUAUUGGCUUCAAUAGCUCCUUCUUCCUACGAGUAGAAGAUUUUCCCAUGUUGACUCCAAAUAGUGUCUACUGUACAGAUGAUUCAAUGGAAAAUAUUUAUUCUGAGCGAUUUGGCUGUCGAGAGGUUGGUGCCUUCCAUUUGGAAGAUAGUAGCUUCACCGAUCUAUUGCCUGUUGGCUCGUGGUUGAAUUGGCCACCUCCUGUUUGGUUUAGGCCAUCAUAUUCUAAAGUUCUAUUCGGUGACGGAAGAGACUGAGAAGAGGAAAAGGAUGACGAUGAUAUGCAGGCCAAUUUUAGGGUAAAUUGGGCGUUUAGAUAAUUUAACCAGUUUAAGUUUCCGUACAGUGGCAAUGACAUAGAAGGAAAUGGGCAUUUUUCAAUGGCAGCUAAGGGAUUUGUACAUGUACUAUGCAGUCUGAAGUUAGAACUGGGUGUGGUGCCGUGAACUCACUUGGUCUGGUUUUUCUUAUCCUCUGUGAUGUUGCACGCGAUA